This is a messenger RNA of Aspergillus ibericus CBS 121593, 1140 nucleotides long. RefSeq lists its product as uncharacterized. The transcript has a single exon. NCBI's taxonomy places the organism in Eukaryota, Fungi, Ascomycota, Eurotiomycetes, Eurotiales, Aspergillaceae. The coding region runs from base 424 to 702 and encodes 92 amino acids. The record is from RefSeq and is a predicted model, not a curated record.
GACGGAGGCUCCUGCCCUCAUUGCCAAAGGAAGAGGAUUGCGACGACCACGACGACGACCGCGACGACGACGCUGAGGGGGGACCGGAUGGGGGGGAUGGGAGGAGCAGGCGUUGAAGCCGGGCGUCGAGAAAAUUCGGCGGACUGUCAUGGUUCCCGGAUCGGCUCCAGUGGAUGACGACAGCCGGAGGCAUCCCAUUGGACCCAAGAAUGAGGAUGCCUACUAGCGGCGAUUUAGCCCGAGCGACUAUCGUAGCUAAGAGUUAAGACCGAGCAGCCAUGCGAGUUUGGGAAGAAAGCAGCCAAAGUCGACUUGCUUUUGCUCCGAAAAGACGCGCAGCCCGUGGAGCCCGGCCCGGCUGAUAUUCCGGGCAAGCGAGGCUAGCCUCGGUGUGAUUGGUUUCAAUCCGUCAAGCAGACCUGGAUGGCCCACAGUGGAUCAGCCACGCAAAAUUCCAUUUCCGGCAAUGCCUGUCCAUUACUCCUUUGGGAGGUCAAAAAGGAGGGCCGGCGAGAGGGAGGUCAGGAGCAAAGCACAAUGGGGAUUCUUGUCGGUCAGCCUGCAUCAACAAUUCCAUCAAUCAUCGGGAUGGAUACAGCCUCGUUGCUGUUGGAUGACCCAGCUCGACACAGCCAGUCUCAUCGUCAGCCAGGAUCUCUGCCCCAUCCGGUCAGCAUCAACGGUCACGGUGUUAACUGUUAGUGACUUAGUGUGUCCGUGUCAGGCGAGCCGCCCAAUCACUACCCGCCCCAGGCAGCAACCGGAUGCCAGGCUCCCCUCAGGCACUCCCACGGACUUCGGUCAGGAAUCAGGGGAGACCAUGAGGCUGACCUCUCUCUUCUUAUAGAGGCACUCGUCCCGUCCUAAUUUCAGCAUCCAAGCCAAGAACGUGGGUAAUCCUGGCCCCGAUGGAGCAAUCCUCGCAAACGAGAUGAAUAGGAUAAAUGGUCUUCCGUACGGUAUACACCAUGUGGUGGCCGACGAACCAUGAUUGCCUGGGUUCCCAGCGUUCGACUUGGCCGGCUCCACUCCGGGCGGAUCUCCCAUGGGCGUGGCGCUCCGUCACCUCCAUGUCUCAUGCAUAUUCGGACAUUUGACAUGCCUUUGAUACAAGGAGUGUAGUCGCUGGCUGGAGAUCAG